Messenger RNA from Geodia barretti, 636 nucleotides. The record is from the annotation of a GenBank genome assembly. NCBI's taxonomy places the organism in Eukaryota, Metazoa, Porifera, Demospongiae, Tetractinellida, Geodiidae.
CUGUAUAACGAGACGCAGGGUGAGAGUAUUUACCCUACCCCCGUCAUCGGCUGCCUAGGACUGCUCCAUGAAGUUCGAGUCAAUGUCGGAAUCGGGUUUCAGAAGGCGGGCGACAUCAUAGUUCUGCUGGGCGCGUCUGAGCCGGAGUCGGACGCAGCAUCACUAGCAGGUAGUGAAUACCUCGAACUCAUGCAUGGCUUGGUCGCCGGAAAUCCUAAGCUCGACAUUGAAGGUGAAGCCGCAUUGCAACGCGCCUGCCGCCGUUUGGCAACCGAAAGUGUCGUAAGCUCUGCCCACGACUGCUCGGAGGGCGGCUUGGCCGUGACGCUCGCAGAGUCAUCCAUCGCGGGUGGAAUGGGCGUGGAGUGCGGUGAUGACACCGCGCUGGGAAGCAAACUAGCUGGGUCCGGCAGCCGGUGGGACGCUGUCCUGUUUGGUGAAGCGCAGUCUCGCAUCGUCGUGUCGCUGGACCCCGGACGGAUGGAGAGGCUCGAAAGCCUUUGCACUCAGGAAGGCGUCGAGUGGGCUGUGCUAGGCAAAGUCACAGAGUCUCGCUUUGCGAUUGGCAGCUUGAUUGACUUACGAGUGUCCGAGAUAGAAAGCACAUGGCGUAGCGCCCUUCAAAAGAGGCUGUAA